AUGAAGGGAACCUCCCAUCAUCCAGAUAACCAUAUUGUCGAAUGGCCCAAUACGGCUCUAAAUGAAAGCAAAUCAAGAAAAUCCAAAGGUCGAUGCAAGCAACCAGAUUUUGUUGUCUCGAUUAUCCAUCAACUUCAGACAGAAGCCAUUAUAUUCAUGGGCGAGGUUAGUCCGCCAUCACAAAGAAACAAUGUGUACAAAAACUGCAACGAUCUUAUUCGAAUUGGCGUGCUCAUGAAAGAUUGCUUGGAUUUUGCAAUAGACAAUGGUGCAGGUUUUCAAUGUGUUGAUCUUAUUAAAUGA
Entrophospora sp. SA101 is the source of this 303-nucleotide messenger RNA. NCBI's taxonomy places the organism in Eukaryota, Fungi, Glomeromycota, Glomeromycetes, Entrophosporales, Entrophosporaceae. The record is from the annotation of a GenBank genome assembly.